AUGAGUCCUCCUCAACGUCGCGGCGGUCGCGUGCAUGGAGCUGAGGGUUAUCACAAGGAGGACAUUAUGGCGCUACUAAAGUGUGUGAGAGAUGUGGUGCCAACGAAAACGGAGGAAUGGGAUCAAGUGCUGACUGGGUAUCGCAAGACGCACGCAAUCCCAAACACUCGUUCCCAACGCGAUACUAACUCGCUGAAGGUCAAGUUUAAGCAAUUGGCACGACAAUUUCGACCUGGAGAGAGUGUUCGACCAGAACUAUUAGAAGCUGGGAGUAUAUUGGAACUCAUUGAAGCCAAGAUGGCGGGCAGUCAGUGUCUCCAGCGACGAGGAGGCCGCGCACGAGGUGCUGAAGGAUUUUCAGCCGCAGACUCCCAGGCAAUUUUGAAAACCGUACGACAGAUAUUGCCUGUAAAUCGAGCAAAUUGGGAGCAAGUUGCAGAGGAAUACUGCAGAGUAUACUCAAUACCUAAUGAUCGACUCAGUAGGGAUGGAAUUUCGCUCAAAAGCAAGUUCCGUAACUUGCUAAAGAACGAUGUAGGGACCGUACCACGAGCUGAAAUCAGUGAAGCAAUAGCUAUUCAAAUGGAAAUAAGUGCCAAGAUGAAUCAAGGGGGAAUGAAUGAUGAGUCGAUGGAAGAUCUGAGGCCAGAGAACGUGGUAAUAAACGAAAGUGUUGAAGACGUGGAAGAGAGAAAUAUUGAUGAGACGGAAAUUAUCGCUCUGGACGCAACGUACGAACAUGAAGAUUGUACUGCAAAUAGUAAAGGUAAGAAAGCGAAUUUUGUUGCUGAUCUCCGGCGUGGUGGACGAGUUGUUGGAUCAGAAGGGUAUUCUCAAUCGGACAAGUGGGCACUACUUUCGUGCAUCAAGGACGUACUGCCAUCAGGCCCGACAAGUUGGGAGCGAGUACUGCAACUGUACCGUAUGAAUCAUGCUACCCCCAACGACCGUGCGCAAAGGAAUUUAACAGGAAUCAAGAGCAAGUUUCGACAAUUAGUAAAUUGGAAGCAUGGUACUGGCACGGGAAAGAUGGUACCCGAAGAAACGCUUCAAGCUCGUGCCAUACAAAGAGAUAUUGAUUUGCGUUUGACUUUGGGAAAGCGCCAGCGUUCUGGAAGUGAAUCGAACGUCUCCUUUUCUCAUACGCCAGAAGAAAGCUUUCCAGAUGCACACGAAGAGCAUUCUAUUCUUUUGACUCAUGCUAAGACACGAAAGAAUGAAAAUGUUGAACGGCAAGACAUGGUAGUUGAUGUAGUGGAACGGCCGGUGAGUGCUGAAGUACCGGCUUCUGAACUUAUGGUGAACCGCUCAAAAGAUAGUAUUAGCGCCAUUGACGAUCCAGAGGAUUGUGAUGGCGAUUCAGCUCGUCAAAUUGCCAGCCGAGAACUCGAACUACUACGGCAGCGGGAACAACGAGAAGCUGAGCAAGCAGCGUGGGAAAAAGAGCGGACUAUGCGCGAGAAACAGCGCAUGGACAUGGAGGCCUGGACGAUUGUGUGUGAUCGUUUGCGCGCGCUUUAUCGAGAACGAGCGACGGAAAACAACCCAGAAAUAGUGAGCGAGUUUGACGACGAGAUAGCCGUGCUCAAGAAAAAAAAGCAGCGGCUUGCGAGUUUGAUGAUAUAA
This is a messenger RNA of Peronospora belbahrii, 1626 nucleotides long. The record is from the annotation of a GenBank genome assembly. NCBI's taxonomy places the organism in Eukaryota, Oomycota, Peronosporomycetes, Peronosporales, Peronosporaceae.